AUGGUGAAGCAGUCGGACCGAGCCCCGCUGCUGGACUGGGAGGAGAUCCCCCCGCCGCCCGACCCCAGCCAGGCGGGCCCGCUGCAGCCGCCGCCGCUGACAGAGGACGCUCCGGCGGGGAAAAGUUCGAAGGCACCCGGCGGGACCGCGCCUGGUCCUGGGUGGGGCACCGCAACAAAAACCAAGAUCUGCAGCCCGUCCAAGGCGGUCACAGCUGUUGUUGCCAGCGGGGACCGGAGCCCGGGCCGCCCGCUGACGGAUCCCCGCGGGCCGGGGUGGACUCGUCCGGAGCCUCUGGGAGCGGAUCGUCGUGUUCCCUUCCCCGGCCUCUCGGUGAGGGAUCAGUGGGAGGAGAAGGACCAGAUCGUGGCUGUGUUUGUGGUCACGUUCGAUACGAGAUCAGGGAACAUGGUGGAGUGGUGCCUGCCUCAUGACAUCAACCUUGACGGAGUGGAAUUCAAGUCGAUGGCCAGUGGCUCUCACCGGAUCACCAGUGACUUCAUUUAUUUCCGUAAAGGCUGUUACUUCGGCCUGGCCUGUUUCGCCAACAUGCCUGUGGACAGUGAGCUGGAGAGGGGGGCGAGGAUGAAGUCUGUGGGAAUUCUGUCUCCGUCCUACACCCUGCUGUACCGCUACAUGCACUUCCUGGAGAACCAAGUCCGACUCCAGUUGAAGUGUCCAGGCCAGUAUUCUCCACUGGAGGCCUUCUACGAGGACAAGAAGGCCGUCCUUCCCCCGACAGGAAAUGGCCUGGUCACCGCUUGUCCGACCUGGAGUGUCACCACCAUCAACCGCUGCAUGCACCCAGAAAUGAAGAUCACCCACCCUGCGGGCUGCAUGUCCCAGUUCAUCCAGUUCUUCGGGGAGCAGAUCAUGGUGCUGUGGAAGUUUGCGUUGCUGAGGAAACGUCUCCUCAUCUUCUCCCCUCCGCCUGUAGGUGUGGUCUGCUACAGGGUUUACUGCCUUUGCUGCCUGGCCAACGUGUCUCUACCUGGAGUCGGCGUCUCUGUGCCUGAGUUGCGUCCGUACUUCUACAUCAACAUAGCCGACAUCACCACACUGGAAACAGAGAUGUCAUAUGUGGCCUGUACCACAGAGAAGAUCUUUGAGGAGAAGAAGGAUCUGUACGACGUCUACAUCGAUAACCAGAAUGUGAAAACACACAGGAGCCAUUUGCAGCCGCUGCUCCGGCUGAACGCGGCGGACAAGGAGAAGUACAGGAAACUGAGUGAGCAGAGACAACUGCUGCUGUACUCGCAGGAGGUGGACGGAGACUGCACGUCUAACGAGGAGGAUCUUUUCAUUCUAUUCUUCAUGGAGCUGAACAACCGCAUCUUCCAGACCCUGUCCGAGGUGGCAGGGAGCUCUGACCCCACCCUAACCGCUGAUCACGUGAGAGCCAUGGGGCUGGAUCCCCAGUGUGACCGCUCCUUCCUGCUCGACCUGCUGGAGGUGUACGGUAUCGACGUCGCCCUGGUCAUAGACAACCUCUGUUGCUCCUGAGCCCCCCAUCCUCCUCCUCACUCAGCCUGGGAAUCUCAGGACGUCACUGGAUUAUCUGUGCCUUCAAGGCCCACACACACCAAGACACUGAAGACACUGCCUCCACCCUGGGGCUUCAUCUGCCGCCUGCUGUACUCUGCUGGGUGUGUGUUCCCCCCCCUCCCCGUGUUUGUGUCUCAUCUGACCUGUAGAGACCGUUUCCAGCCAGCGUGGGUAAAAAGGACACCUAGCGUUGGUGCACGCCCCUUAGAGCCUUUCACAUCUUCCAUCACUUCUGUGACUCCUUGUUUGCUCUUGACUGACUCAGAUUCCCAGCUCACGUGGCCAGGCUUUAAGCACUGGAAAACAUAAACCUGUCUGGAUAAGGCCUGGUCAUCGCAGCAGGAUGCUCAGUCGCUC
Molecule: messenger RNA, 1902 nt
Organism: Hippoglossus stenolepis (Pacific halibut)
Lineage: Eukaryota; Metazoa; Chordata; Actinopteri; Pleuronectiformes; Pleuronectidae
Gene: dennd11
Product: DENN domain containing 11
Exons: 9
Coding region: 1-1503 (500 amino acids)
Cellular component (GO): cytoplasm
Source: RefSeq, a predicted model, not a curated record